Messenger RNA from Puma concolor (puma), 1971 nucleotides. It is a transcript of the gene SLC26A7, whose product is annotated as solute carrier family 26 member 7. Gene Ontology annotation, biological process: transmembrane transport. The record is from RefSeq and is a predicted model, not a curated record. Lineage: Eukaryota; Metazoa; Chordata; Mammalia; Carnivora; Felidae. Gene Ontology annotation, cellular component: membrane.
AUGACAGGGGCAAAGAGGAAAAAGAAAAGCAUGCUGUGGAGCAAGAUGCAUACCCCUCAUUGUGAAGACUUUAAACAGUGGUGUAGAAGGCGGCUACCUAUUCUGGAAUGGGCACCACAAUAUAAUCUGAGAGAAAACCUGGUUCCAGACACCAUGUCUGGGAUAAUGUUGGCAGUUCAACAGGUGACACAAGGGUUGGCCUUUGCUAUUCUCUCAUCUGUGCACCCCGUGUUCGGUUUAUAUGGGUCUCUGUUUCCUGCCAUCAUUUACGCCAUAUUUGGAAUGGGACGUCAUGUUGCCACAGGCACCUUCGCCUUGACAUCCUUAAUAUCAGCCAAUGCAGUGGAACGGCUUGUCCCUCUGAGCAGCCAGAACCUCACCACGCAGAGUAACACAAGCAUAGUGGGUUUAUCUGACUUUGAGAUGCAAAGGAUUGGUGUUGCUGCAGCUGUUUCCUUCUUGGGAGGUGUGAUUCAGGUGGCCAUGUUUGUGCUACAGCUGGGCAGUGCCACAUUCCUGCUUACGGAGCCUGUGAUCAGUGCCAUGACAACUGGAGCUGCCACCCACGUCGUGACUUCACAAGUCAAGUAUCUCUUGGGAAUGAAAAUGCCAUAUAUCUCUGGACCACUUGGAUUCUUUUACAUCUAUGCAUAUGUCUUUGAAAACAUCAAGUCUGUCCGACUGGAAGCACUGCUGUUAUCCUUGCUGAGCAUCGUGGUGCUUGUUCUGGUUAAAGAGCUGAAUGAACAGUUUAAAAGGAAAAUUAAAGUUGUUCUUCCUGUCGAUUUAGUUUUGAUUAUUGCUGCAUCAUUUGCUUGUUAUUGUACCAAUAUGGAAAUCACAUAUGGAUUAGAAGUAGUUGGUCAUAUUCCAAAAGGAAUCCCUCCACCUAGAGCUCCCCCAAUGAAUGUCCUCUCUGCAGUAAUCACUGAAGCUUUUGGAGUGGCACUUGUUGGCUACGUGGCCUCCCUGGCUCUUGCUCAAGGAUCUGCCAAAAAAUACAAAUAUUCAGUUGAUGACAACCAGGAAUUUUUGGCCCACGGCCUCAGCAACGUGAUUCCUUCAUUUUUCUUCUGCAUACCAAGCGCCGCUGCCAUGGGAAGGACGGCUGGCCUGUACAGCACAGGGGCAAAGACGCAGGUGGCUUGUUUAAUAUCUUGCGUUCUUGUCCUGAUAGUCAUCUAUGCCAUAGGACCUUUGCUUUACUGGCUGCCCAUGUGUGUUCUCGCAAGUAUUAUUGUCGUGGGAUUGAAGGGAAUGCUAAUACAGUUUCGGGACUUAAAAAAAUACUGGAAUGUGGAUAAAAUUGAUUGGGGCAUCUGGGUCAGUACAUACGUAUUUACAAUAUGCUUUGCUGCCAACGUGGGGCUGUUGUUUGGUGUGGUCUGCACCAUAGCUAUCGUGAUUGGUCGCUUCCCAAGAGCAAAGACUCUGAGUAUAAAAAACAUGAAAGAAAUGGAAUUUAAAGUGAAGACAGAAACGGAUGGCGAAACUCUUCAGCAGGUGAAAAUUAUCUCCAUAAAUAACCCACUUGUUUUCCUGAAUGCAAAGAAGUUUCAUGCUGAUCUAAUGAAUAUAAUCCAAAAGGAAAAUGCCAACAACCAGCUACUGGAUGAUAUCAGCAAGUGUGAACAAAACACGUUGCUCAAUUCUCUAUCCAAUGGCAACUGCAAUGAAGAAGCUUCACAGCCAUGCCCCAGUGAGAAAUGCUUUUUAAUCCUGGAUUGCAGUGGAGUAACCUUUUUUGACUAUUCUGGAGUCUCCAUGCUUGUUGAGGUUUACAUGGACUGUAAGAACAGGAGUGUGGAAAUAUCAUUAGCCCAUUGCACAGCUUCCUUGAUAAAAGCAAUGAAGUACUGUGGAAACCCAGACUCAGAGAAUCCAGUUUCUUUUGAAUCAGUAUCUGCCGCUUUAAGUAACAUCUAUUCAAAUAAGAAUUUGAGCAAACUCAGCGAUCACAGUGAAGUCUGA